Messenger RNA from Gloeophyllum trabeum ATCC 11539, 1881 nucleotides. RefSeq names its product alpha/beta-hydrolase. NCBI's taxonomy places the organism in Eukaryota, Fungi, Basidiomycota, Agaricomycetes, Gloeophyllales, Gloeophyllaceae. Gene Ontology annotation, molecular function: triacylglycerol lipase activity. The record is from RefSeq and is a predicted model, not a curated record. Bases 1 to 1881 code for a protein of 626 amino acids. The transcript has 5 exons.
AUGAACUCCGUUCUAUGCCUGUCUGCACCUGUAUAUCUCUUCAUUCGACGUGUCGUGCAUGUUCUUUCAGCUCUCUCAAUCUCCAACCAGUAUGUCUUGCUGCAGAGUGGCAAAGGGAAAGUGGACACCGGCGUUCUGAAUAUCCAAGUAAACAAGGAGAAAGCGUUCAAUACCGCAGGGGGCAUACCAGAUGGUCCUGCGACAUUGUCAUCGUCCAAGGACGUUUCUCCGUCUACUGACGGCAAUGUAACGAAUCAUCAUGAGAACAAUGAAUCGAGAGACAGGUCACCGGACCCAACACCAGAACCAGGACGUCCGAGUGAGGAUACAAAGCGGCUUGAUACAAUCCAUCAGCUGUUACAGAAUCCAGUCCUGUACGAUCCCAUACGGACGCCCCGCCAUCCCAUAGCACUGUGCCAUGGACUCUAUGGAUUCGAUGUCCGAGGCCCAUCCUCGUUCCCCAGCUUGCAAAUGCACUACUGGUCGAACGUUCUACAGAUUCUCAAGAAAAAGGUCGGAGCCGAGGUGAUCGUUACCUCCGUCCCUGCAACAGGCUCCAUAGCUUCACGCGCAGAGAACCUUGACAGAGCCCUCAAGGACCGAGCACGAGGCAAAGGGAUCAAUUUCAUGGCGCAUUCCAUGGGGGGGCUUGACUGUCGGCAUUUGAUUUCGCACAUCAAGCCUAGGGAUUACACGCCCGUGUCACUUACGACUGUAGCGACACCCCAUCGCGGAAGUCCGUUCAUGGAUUGGUGUGCGUCCGUCACCCAGGAGCGCAUUGGUAUCGGUAAACUCAAGCGCCAGGAGCAACAACGAUUAAAGGCUGAGGAAUCGACUGCCCAGUCGGAACUGGAUCCGCUUGAUGCCUCCUCUGCUGCAGAAAAGCACACGCCACCCCCACGCUCCCCAUCUCCCCUCUCCAUUUCUUUAUUCCCUUCCUCCUUCACCACCUUUCUCAUGUCCAUCCUCGACUCGCCGGCUUACGCGAACCUGACCUCCACCUAUCUCAACGAGAUAUUCAAUCCUACCACCCCAGAUGAUCCGCGGGUCAAAUACUUUAGCGUCGCGGCGCGGAUCCAGAACGUGGCCAUUUGGCACCCGUUUUGGCUACCUAAAAUGGUGCUGGACGGUGUAGAGCAAAGGGAGCGCCAGCAGCUGCGGAAGGAGGGAGAGGAGAUGCUGAGGCAGCGCGGAUGGACGAGGGAGGACUACGUGCGGAUGGAGGGGCGCCCGCCAAUAUGGGAACGCGAGGACGAGUGGGGAAAUGACGGGCUCGUGACUGUUCAGAGUGCGCGGUGGGGUGAGUUCCUAGGGAUCAUGGAAGGCUGCGAUCAUUGGCAUAUCCGCGGCGCGCGGGGAUUGGAGCUCGAUAUCGAUAUACCGAACGUGUCGUUUGGGAUUGGGAACAGCUUUGGCGAGGGAUGGAGUUUGUCGGAUUGGACCCGGUUCGUGACAGCAUGGCGGAAGGAGGAGAAGAAAAAGGAGACCGAGAAGAAGAAAGAGAAUGGUAAGGUGAAGAAAAUCGAGAAAAAGGAAAGAGAGGAGACGCUGUCGAAGGCGGUGGAAGCCAGUCAGAAGGAGAAGGAGAGACGAGCGCGAGAGGCGGAUGACCAUGACGAUGAUUUCCUCAAGUCCUCGACGGAUAAAUUGUCCGCGGUGUUCGACUGGCUUGUCGAGCAGGUACCUACACCUGCCAGGGCUGGUGUCAGUCCACUUGCCUCAUCGUCUCGCGGCGCGUCUGCGUCGCCCGACGAGAAGAGUGCGCGGGAGCAGAGCAAGAAAAGCAAGAAACCGUCGGUCAAAAACGAGCUCGAGACGAAGGAGGACCUAGAACGAUUUUAUGUCGCUCUUUCGAGGAAGUUGUAUGAUGAAGGGCUGUAG